ACCUGUCCAACUGAACUGCCUGAGAAAAGCCAUUUUGUUGUGCUAGCUAGCUACAUGCUAUAAAGGGAGCCAUCGGCAUAUGGAUGUGUUAUAUCAACGCUAACAAAAAAAUGUCGCUUUUAUGUUUUCGUCCACAGUCGCAAAACACAAAAAUUGGCCUCGGCAACACCCGUGAGCAGUUAGCACCGACGCGGACUAGCCUGCGACGCUAAGCGCGCUGAAGAAGCGGACGAUAAGUGGGAGCUAACGUGUGCUGCAGUCUCAGAUGACACAGUGUUAGCUUGUUUAUGUAGCUCGCAGUUAUGCUUUUCUUUUCCUCCUGUUUGACUCACUUCACUCCGGUCAGCCUUCGCGUGUGAGUGUGUUUCUGAAUAGACUGCGACCGCGUCGUAGCGUCACCCGAAGGCAAGUGUUGCCCACGAAAGGGACUCGUGUGCUGUGUCACAGUGCACAGAACAAGAGGCAGCAGCAAGUUAGCAAAACACUUGCAACACACUCGGUGUCAAAGCCGACGCGCUAAUCAGAUAAUGGCAGAGGACACCCGACAGGACAAGAGGGCCAGCUUCUCCGCGAUCGCGGAGCACAACACCAACGGGAUGGCCCGGAGCUCCGCCGUGGCCUCGGCCAAAGGUGGAGGCGCCUCCAAGAAGUUGGUGAUCAAAAAUUUCAAAGACAGGCCAAAACUAGCAGAGAACUACACUGAAGACACGUGGCUGAAGCUGCGAGAUGCGGUGGGAGCCAUUCAGAACAGCACCUCGAUAAAGUACAACCUGGAAGAGCUCUAUCAGGCGGUGGAGAACCUGUGUUCGUAUAAAGUCUCCCCGACGCUGUAUAAGCAGCUACGGCAGGUCUGUGAAGAUCACGUUCAAGCCCAGAUCCAGCAGUUCAGAGAAGAGUCUUUGGACAGCCUCUCCUUCCUGAAGCGAAUGAAUCGCUGCUGGCAGGACCACUGCAGACAAACUAUAAUGAUCCGAAGUAUCUUUCUCUUCCUGGAUCGUACAUACGUGCUGCAGAACUCCCUACUUCCCUCCAUAUGGGACACCGGGUUGGAACUCUUUCGCACUCACAUUGUGAGUGACAGCGCAGUUCAGAAGCGCACCGUAGAUUGUAUCUUGGAGCAGAUCGAAAUGGAGCGGAACGGGGAGACGGUGGAUCGCAGUCUGCUCAGGAGCCUGUUGGGCAUGCUGUCAGACCUGCAGGUUUACAAAGAUUCCUUCGAGGAGAGAUUUCUGAUCGAGACCAAUCGUCUGUAUGCGGCGGAGGGACAGCGGCUGAUGCAGGAGAGAGAUGUGCCGGAGUAUUUGCAUCACGUGGCUCGUCGGUUAGAGGAGGAGAACGAUCGCAUCAUGAGCUACCUCGACCAGAGCACUCAGAAACCACUUAUUAGCUGUGUCGAGAAGCAACUUUUAGGAGAACAUAUGACUGCAAUGCUACAAAAGGGCCUGAGCACCCUGCUGGAUGAGAACCGUGUGACCGAACUGGCCCUCCUCUACCAGCUCUUCAACAAGGUGAAGGGAGGUCUUCCCACUCUGCUGCAGUUCUGGAGGGAUUAUAUCAAGUCCUUCGGCGGAGAGAUUGUUUGUACUCCGGAGAAAGACAAGGACAUGGUGCAAGAACUGCUCGACUUCAAGGACAAGAUGGACAACGUGGCGCAGAGCUGCUUCACGAGGAACGAGGGAUUCAUCAACGCAAUGAAGGAGGCGUUCGAGACCUUCAUCAACAAGAGGCCCAACAAACCUGCUGAACUUAUCGCUAAAUAUGUGGAUUCCAAGUUGAGAGCAGGGAACAAGGAGGCUACAGAGGAGGAGCUGGAGAGAAUCCUGGACAAGAUAAUGAUAAUUUUCCGUUUCAUUCAUGGAAAAGAUGUUUUUGAAGCCUUUUACAAGAAGGACUUGGCCAAGCGCCUGCUGGUCGGCAAGAGUGCGUCUGUGGAUGCCGAAAAGUCCAUGCUCUCCAAGCUCAAACAUGAAUGCGGAGCAGCUUUUACCAGUAAGCUCGAGGGGAUGUUUAAGGACAUGGAACUUUCCAAAGACAUCAUGAUCCAGUUCAAACAGUAUAUGCAGAACCAGAGUGAGCCCAGCAACAUAGAACUGACAGUUAACAUCCUCACUAUGGGCUACUGGCCCUCGUACACACCCAUGGAGGUCCACCUGCCCCCGGAGAUGGUAAAACUCCAGGAGGUGUUCAAGCUGUUCUACCUGGGGAAGCACAGUGGGAGGAAGCUACAGUGGCAGCCGACACUGGGCCACGCCGUGUUAAAAUCAGAGUUCAAAGAGGGUAAGAAGGAGCUGCAGGUCUCCCUGUUCCAGACUCUGGUGUUGCUGAUGUUCAACGAGGGGGAGGAAUUUAGCAUAGAGGAGAUUCGCACGGCCACCGGCAUAGAGGAGGGCGAGCUCAAGCGCACGCUGCAGUCCCUGGCCUGUGGGAAAGCACGUGUCCUCAACAAGAACCCUCGAGGGAAAGAGGUGGAGGACGGAGACCGCUUCAAUUUCAACUAUGAUUUUAAACACAAACUGUUCCGCAUCAAGAUCAACCAGAUCCAAAUGAAGGAGACGGUGGAGGAGCAGGUGAGCACCACCGAGCGCGUGUUUCAAGACCGGCAGUAUCAAAUCGACGCGGCCGUGGUCCGCAUCAUGAAGAUGAGAAAGACACUCAGUCACAACCUCCUCGUGUCGGAGCUCUACAACCAGCUGAAGUUUCCCGUCAAGCCGGGCGAUCUCAAGAAGCGCAUCGAGUCGCUCAUAGACAGAGACUACAUGGAACGGGACAAGGAGACACCUAACCAGUACCACUAUGUUGCCUGAGGGGGAUCCACUGGCACCACCAAGCUUUCCUCACGGCGAGCGGACAGCUGCCCCCCACCCACCCCAUCAAAGCAGCAUUACAGCCACCCAGCUCUCUGGUGCCUGUCUCUCCCUUCAUCAACAGUACCCGGACACAGCGUCCGGAUCUCACACUCAAGGCUCCGGUGACGACGAGAGACACUUGGCCGUACUGUUCCCACCCUGCGACAUCUUCGGUGGGACGCUGACACGGGGCUGGCCUGGUUUGUUGAUGGUUGGUUUAUGUGACUUACAAAUCUGCUAAUGCAAAACUCAACUGAAAAUAACUAGCACUUUUCCUCUUGUUUUUGUUUUGGGGUUUGUUUGUUUUUUUUGACCAUCCUCUGGAUUGGGAUUUUUUUUUCUUCCUUUUUCUUUUGACUUGUCAUUCUAAAAAAAAUCACCUAUUUUCUACAGUAGUUGGUUUGUCAUGAGUUUUUAAGAUUUUUUUUGUUUUUGUUUUUUUUGGUUGGGGGGUUUCCUCUUCCAACGGUUUGGUUGGUUGCUUGAUUUGGCAGAGAAGCAGCUGUUGAGGACACAAGAGGAGAGGAUGGACGAAGUGUUCCAGAGGGGCGGAGUCAGAUGUGUUUAGGUCAGGGGGGAGGGGAGGGGAGGGAGGGGUUAUUACUUGUAACACAGACGCUAAAUGAUUUGCAGACAGGCCACUUGGGUAUGUCUUUGGUUAUCAUGUAUGUUUUGACCAAAAUGUCCAAUGUCACGUGCGUGAUGUUUUUGUAGAUCAGAUUGUAUUCUAUGUACGAGUGAGAAAAGUGAACCUGAAUAAAUGGAUAUUUAAUGA
Molecule: messenger RNA, 3621 nt
Organism: Scophthalmus maximus (turbot)
Lineage: Eukaryota; Metazoa; Chordata; Actinopteri; Pleuronectiformes; Scophthalmidae
Gene: cul4a
Product: cullin 4A
Exons: 20
Coding region: 528-2804 (758 amino acids)
Biological process (GO): DNA damage response; protein ubiquitination; ubiquitin-dependent protein catabolic process
Cellular component (GO): Cul4A-RING E3 ubiquitin ligase complex
Molecular function (GO): ubiquitin protein ligase binding
Source: RefSeq, a predicted model, not a curated record